This is a messenger RNA of Brassicogethes aeneus, 1413 nucleotides long. NCBI's taxonomy places the organism in Eukaryota, Metazoa, Arthropoda, Insecta, Coleoptera, Nitidulidae. The record is from the annotation of a GenBank genome assembly.
UUAAAUUCUAACCUAACUUUAACCUGUCUCUAAGUAUGUAUAAACAACAAUAAAUCAACAAAUAGAGAAGUUCUUGGGGGUGAAAUGAUGCAAAAAUAAUUAUUUAACGCGACUGUAACUGCAAACAAUCUAGUCAAUAUGAGUGGUGACAAUCAUCAACAGAUCUCCCUAUUUCUGUACAUUUUAUGCUUAGAGAUAAUGGUAACAAACUCGAAAACGUCGUAUUUAUGGCGAUUGAGCGAGGACAAGUCCAAAAUAGUCGAGGUGAAGGUGUUUGAUCAGGAAAUUGUGUAUUCAUCGAGGGCCAAUAUAUUUCCCGAAGAAGAUCCUUUAUUCCAAAUAAUUGCUUCCACAGAACAUGACGGCAAGGGGUGGAUUAAACGAGCGCCAAUCAAUUUAUUUUGCAAUAACUGCCAAAACCUUAAUCAAAGGAAUGCAUUUGUUAAUGGCUCCAGUGCUGAAGCAAUAGUUAAUUAUGAUGAUGACAUAUUAGACUGUGGAAAAUCUGCUGAAUAUACUUAUUACGAUAAUCUGGUGGGGGUUUUUAACAGGAAAAAACAUCCUAGUGUGCCUGAACCCAAUGCUAUUUUCACAUUUAUUAAGAAAAAACACCUUAUUGGUAUGCCAGAGUUGGAUAUUGAUGCUCUGGAAAAGAAACUAAAAAAAUCCAAGAAAGAGAAGCCAAAAUCCAUAUACGUUUACAACCAAAUAGGUCAAUUCUACCGAAUGAAGGGUAACGCCGAACAGUCAAUAGAGUGCUUCCGUAAAGCCCUCAGCAUGUCCCCGCACAACGCGGAAGUCCUCCUCAAUUUAGCCAGAAACCUAAUGGCCCUCCAAUAUUUAGACGACGCCAUUUUUCUCACAAGGAGAUCCAUAGAGUUCCUUACCACGGAAAAGGUUCCCUGGCAGCAGUACUUCACUCUUGGUGAAAUUUUUAGGGCUUACGGCCAUCACCAGGAAGCCAUGCUGCAUUUCAGGCAUACUUUAGACUUAAAACCAGGCUUUGAACCUGCCAUUUUAGCUCUUAAAGAAAUGGAAAAUCUGCCAACCACAACCCUGCAUGCAUAUACGUUAAUAAUUAUUGUAUGCUUGGUGGUGGGCGUACUUUUGGUGAUAAUUUCUUCUGUAGACUGUGGUGGGGAAGAUUCGGACACAAAAUUCCACCACCGACAUUUCAAUAAAGCAAUGGCGAUGAGGUCACUUCGUUUUGGAGUGUCUCAGAAGCGCAAAAAAAGUUCUUUAUGAACUUUUUAAAUUUCGGACUGUACUUUACUAAUAUUAUUAUAUCGUGACAUAAUGCUGCAAUUAUUUGUUUCUUUGUACCUGUUGAAGUUGCUCAUUUAUUUAAAUUAAUUAAUAAUUAAAUAGGGUUAAUGCAUUUUGUAGUUUUACUUUGGGUUAAGUAUUUUAAAA